This is a messenger RNA of Penaeus vannamei (Pacific white shrimp), 4552 nucleotides long. It is a transcript of the gene tyn, whose product is annotated as trynity. NCBI's taxonomy places the organism in Eukaryota, Metazoa, Arthropoda, Malacostraca, Decapoda, Penaeidae. The record is from RefSeq and is a predicted model, not a curated record.
GCUUCCAGACGCGACGCUGUACGGACGUUCCCCUCCACGACUCCGCCGGCGACGACUCUGCUCGGCGAGGACGACUUUCGCUGACGACUUCGACGCGGGACUCCUCGGUGCGACGACGACCAAGCUCUUAUUUCUUCUUCAUUUAACUCAGUCUUAUUCUUUCAAGAAGACUUUGUGACCGUGUUUGUGUUUUGUCGAAGUUCACGGAUGACUCGAGUGAUCGCCGAAUCUAAAUAAAAAAUAAAACACGCAAGACAGUCCGGGAUUAAGGAGACUUACGCCUGGACUUGCUGCCUGACGGAGGAAAGAUGUGCUCGCGGACCUUGCUCCUGUCUGGGGCUCUCAUGAUCCUCGCCUCGGCUGCCUUCGGUCGAGUUGCCUUUGAGAAGCUGACCGAGCUGGAUUACCGAGGCUCGACCUACUACACCAUCAGGAACCUUUCGCUGUGGGAAUGCCAAGGAUGGUGCAGGGAGGAACCCGAGUGUGCCGCGGCGUCCUUCAGUUUCGUCAUGAACCCCCUGGCGCCCGUGCAGGAGACGCUUUGUUUACUUCAGAACGAGACCAUGGCUACCAACCCUUCCGCACAACCCCAGCGCGCGGUGUCCCUGUACUACAUGGUUAAACUCCACGUCAGGACGAACAAGGUGUGCAACCGACCAUGGACCUUCGAGCGAGUGCCCAACAAGAUGAUCAAAGGCCUCGACAAUGCAGAGAUCUUUACGUCGUCGAAGGAAGGCUGCUUGGCGUCCUGCUUGAACGAGGCGAGGUUCACCUGUCGCAGCGCCGAGUACAACUACGUGACCCUCCAGUGUUCCCUGAGCGAGUACGACCGGCGAUCCGUCGAGGACUCCGUGGAGAUGGUGGACGUUCAGGGAGUCGACUACUUCGAGAACCUCUGCGUCCAAGCAUCGGGCGCUUGUCGAGGAGACCGCGAGUAUGAGCAGCCGCAGCUGGGAGUCCCUAUCAACUUUGUGUCUCAUUAUGUUGAUAUGCAUUACUAUGUUGACAAAGAGCUUAUGGCAAACAGCGUAGCGGCCUGCGAGAGAGCGUGCGAGAUCGAGAACGAAUUCCUGUGCAGGUCCUUCCUCUACAAGGGACCACCUACUGGCAACACCUACAAUUGCCAGCUUUUCCACCUCGAUCAUUUCACUCUCCCCGACGGACCUUCCACUUUCCUCUCCACCGACAGGCCGCUGCUCGACAACGGAGAACGAACGGGAGUCUACUACGAAAACGUCUGCAAGAAAUCCUUAGACAUCAACGUGACAGGCAGCAGCAGCAGUGGCGGCAGCAGUGGCGGCAGCAGCAGCAGCAGCAGCGGGGGAAGUGGAAGCAGCGGAUCCGGCAGCGUGGGUGUCAGUGGAGCUGGGGGCAGCAUCGGGGGUAUUCUGGGUGGUGGCAGCACGGUGGCAGGAGGCAGUGACUCGACCAUCAAGCCGAUAGUUGCUGCUGCUGGAAGCACGCCGGCGACUGCCAACCAGGGGGGUGACAACUGCGAUCCCACGGGCGUCUGUUAUGAUGUGUCGGUGCACUGCAAGGACACGCGCAUCGUGGUGGAGGUGAUGACCAACAGGAACUUCAACGGCCGCAUCUACGCCCUCGGUCGCUCGAAGACGUGUAACAUCCAGGUCAUCCAGUCGAACAAAUUCCGCCUGGACCUCUCCAUGGCAGGGCAGGACUGUAACACACAGAGUGCUAACGGCGUGUACACCAACACCGUCGUCAUCCAACACCACUCCGUCGUCAUGACCAAGACUGACAAGAUCUACAAGGUGCGCUGCACUUACGACAUGUCUUCGAAGAACAUUUCCUUCGGCAUGAUGCCCAUCAGGGAUCCCGACAUGAUUCCCAUCACCUCCGCCCCCGAGGCCCCUCCACCCAGGAUCCGUAUCUUGGAUGCCGAAGCCAGGGAGGUGGAGACCGUCAGGAUUGGAGACAGACUCGCCUUCAGGAUUGAGAUCCCGGAAGAGACUCCCUACGGUAUCUUUGCCCGAAGCUGCGUUGCCAUGGGGAAGGACUCGAGUUCCACCUUCCAGAUUAUCGAUGAUGAAGGGUGCCCCGUGGAACCUUCCAUCUUCCCCCAGUUCAUCCGCGACGGCACCGCCCUUCAGUCUGUGUACGAGGCCUUCCGCUUCACCGAGUCCUACGGCGUCAUCUUCCAGUGCAACGUCAAGUACUGCCUCGGGCCUUGUGAGCCUGCAAGGUGCCAGGUGGGCCGCGAACAGCUGGAGUCCUGGGGCAGGAAGCGUCGAGGCGUCAACAACCCCAGGGACGGCCGCGGACACGUGCAGGAGACCACCAAGGAGGAGGCGAUAGCGGCGGCCGAGCGCAAGAGCAGCGGCGCCAGCGAGAUGAGCAUCAGCCAGGAGAUCCUCGUGCUAGACCUCGGCGACGACCAGAGCCCGCAGUACCGCGAGCAGUCCGAACUCGAGGCCAACAACAACUACUACACUAACAGUGAGUUACCGAACACGUACAACUACGAAGCCGCCGACGUGACGCUCUUCGAAACGUGCCCAACGAGAUCGUCCGUCCUCGCCCUGGCCGUGACCUGUGCCAUCCUGCUGCUCAUCUACGUCCUCACCGUCUUCUACUUCGUCAUGAGAAAGUGGUUCCGUCCCUCGAAGAACGUGCGGUAAAGUGCGGUAUCCGAAAGAGCGAAGAACGUUACCGUGGGGAGGAGGAAGGGAGGAAAGAACGGCAUGUUAGAACGGCACUGGAAGAAAAACAAAAAACAAAAACAAAGACGAGCAUGCAGUGUACCUCCCUGAUUUCUCCUUCCUCAUCUUCGUCCAAAAUAGGUGAUUGAGGAAGAUUCAAUUCAUGCGUAAUGAAUUCUAAAAACAAAUUUAGGUUUAAGGGUCCGACAUUUCUGUGUCGAUGACAGGCAGAGGUAAAAGUUGAUUUGGAAACUGGGAACUGGAUCUGCGUGGCCGAUCCCUUUCCUAUUCAUCCAAGUUACGAAUCAGAGAGAAAAACCUUCGAUCGCCCUUUGUGAAGUCAUCUUUAAAGAGUAAAAUUCCUCCCAAAAGAGAAAAACAAAAUAAAACAACGAAUUUUCCUAAAAGAUUUCCGAAUAAGAUUUAUGAGAGCGCUAUCGAAAGUUUUUCCUUUUUUUCGACAACAGCUGUUUACUCGUGCCAGUGGAGUCCCAGUGUUGGAGGCAUUAUUACCACUUAUGACCCGGGCAUUUAACUACAAGACCGGCAUAAAGAAGACAUUUCCAUGGGCAUUGGAAACCAAAACUAUUAGAUUAAUAUUUUUUUUUUUUGUCUAAACCGAUCUGUGGAUUAUUUUUAGAAACGUAACAAAGUCGGAAUAAGGUCUAGGUGAUUCAGUUAAUGAAAUCACCUGGGUGGUGUUAGAAGGGUGUUGAAUACCUUUUAGUUGCUUUAUUUCCCGCAGCCAUUGGUGGUGACCAGACGCUGAUUUUGGCAUGUGGAGGGGAGAAAAAAUAAACAAUCCCCGUUUUCUAUUGCUGUGAUCCGGAAGUGGUCCCUAACGCCAUUUUAUCAUGGAUUUAGUUUUUUUAAACACGCAUUAACUCGACAAAUAUUUAUCAUGCUAGUUUUGACCAGUUUAGAGAGUGUCCAAGCGAGUUACUGACUAAAGAAUUCGGCCAUAUUCUCCUAAGUCCAGGUUGAGUUCAGCUUCGUUAGAUUGUUAGCGGAUUCCUUUGACGUUAAAACGAAAUUUGUCCCAUUGCUGAUUCGUUGCUGAAGCCUUAGUUACUCCCUUCUUUAAGCAGGAAGACGAAACAACAAAAAAUCAUCAGUUUCAUUUUUUUUUUUUACUUCUGUAUCUCUUUAUUUUAGUCUGUAGGUGGAUAAACAGUUUUUAAAAACAAAUAAAAAUGAAUCACUUGCACCAUUAAACUCCAGUAACGGAAGAACUACGGCUUUUCAGUCACUUUCACUGCAUAAACUCGGACUUCGAAGUCACAUUGCACGCGACGGAACGAGUCAGCGACGAGGACAAAUUAAUGGGGCGAUUUUUUACUUUUUUUUUUACAUUUUUUUCAUUCUUCAUUUAGGAAAGCUGCGGGAAAGAGCCAGUAUAGGGUAGGAAAUCAAGUACGAUUUAAGAUGAAUAAGAAAACAAACAUAUCAGUAUAUAGUUUCAGAAUUUAGUGAAGAUAAGUAUUGAGCAAAAUGCGCUAGAAAUGUUAGCCAGUUCCUUCAGAUACCUGUGAAUCAUCAGAUCCUGAACCGUACAAAUUUCAAACGAUUAUCACCAAAUAAAUACAAAAAAGUUGCUAAUUACAAACAGUACACAAAACAAAGGCAUUUUUAAAACCACAGUGGCAUUAACUAUAUUUGUAUCUUUAAGCAGUAUACUCAUAACAGGUAAUUAUACGAAUAAUUACCAUGCUGUGAGAUGUGAACGAACACCCGCUGGCCCUCUCACCCGGCUGUUGGUGACUGGUAAAUUUUAUUUCAUAAUUCUUAUUGCUUCCUAUUUAUUUGCAUUUUUUGUUUUGUAAAUACUAUUGUUUUUAUUUAUUAUGCUAUUUAUGUAGUGUGUUUCUUAUGUUUGUCUAAGAUAUGAAAAA